Molecule: messenger RNA, 4356 nt
Organism: Hibiscus syriacus
Lineage: Eukaryota; Viridiplantae; Streptophyta; Magnoliopsida; Malvales; Malvaceae
Product: disease resistance protein RPV1-like
Exons: 4
Coding region: 42-4085 (1347 amino acids)
Biological process (GO): signal transduction; defense response
Molecular function (GO): ADP binding
Source: RefSeq, a predicted model, not a curated record
UCAGUCGGUGCGAAUUCAAAAGCAAAGAAAUCAAAACAAAAAUGGCGUACGACGGUGCAGAUUCCACCUCAACUCCGUUGUCUUUUAGGCGCCAAUGGGACGUCUUCCUCAGCUUCAGAGGCGAAGACACGCGUGACGGCAUCACGACCAGCCUGUAUCGCUCGCUUGACGGACAAGGCGUGCGCGUCUUUCUAGAUGACGUCGGCUUGAACCGUGGAGACGAGAUCGCACCGGGCUUGCUCGAAGCCAUCGAAGAUUCGGCUGCUUUCAUCGUCAUUUUGUCCAAAGAUUACGCUUCCUCCCAUUGGUGCCUGGAAGAAUUGGCCCGGAUCUGCGAGUUGCGGCGCCGGAGCCUGAUCCGUAGACUGGUUCUUCCGGUAUUCUACGAAGUUGAUCCUUCGCAUGUACGGAAACAGAUAGGGCCUUUUGAGGAGGCGUUUUUUAGCCACGAGAAGAGAUUUGGAAAAGACAAGGCGAAAGAGUGGAGGGAAGCCAUGGCCAAAGUUGGCUCCCUUGCUGGUUUCGUUGUCAAAAACAAAAGUGAAGGAGGGGAAGUGAUUCGGGUUCUGCUGAGAGAAGUUCUGAAACAUGUGAACAAUACACCGGUGGAAGUAGCCUCUUACCCGGUCGGACUGGAUGCGCGUGUAACGGAGCUAAUAAAUCUCUUAGAUGUAAAGUCCCAUGGCAUUAAAGUUGUAGGCCUUCAUGGGAUGGGGGGCAUCGGCAAGACGACCCUUGCCAAGGCCGUCUUUAACAAAGUACUCGGGCUCGAACAGUUCGAGCACCGCAGUUUUAUCUCGAAUGUUAGAGAACUUUCGAAACAAGAAGAUGGUUUAGUGUCCCUCCAAAACAAACUCGUUGGUGAUCUCUUCGGUUCCACUGCGGAUAUUGAUCUUUCUGCGAACGAAGUCGAUGUUAAUGCCUCGAAAAUCCGAAAGAAUAUUCAUGGAAAAAGAAUUCUAAUUGUCCUGGACGAUGUCGAUGAUGAAAACCAACUGAAUGCAGUAGGUGCAGGAGUCAAAUGGAGAAACGAAGGAAAUAUUCGAGUCAUUGUUACAACAAGAAACAAAGGAGUUUUAAAUGAACGUUACGUGAACGGUAUUUACGAGGUCAGGGAGCUUCAUUUUGAUCAGGCACUACAACUUUUCAGCUAUCAUGCGCUCAGAAAAGACCAACCAACAAAAGAGUUUCUGAAAUUGUCCAAGGAAAUCGUAUCCCUUACAGGGAACUUACCUUUGGCAUUGGAAGUAUUCGGUUCGUUUUUGUUCGGCAAGAGGAAGGUAACCGAAUGGGAAGAUGCUUUGAGCAAGCUGAGAGAUAUUCGUCCGCACAAGGUUCAAGAUGUGCUGAAGAUAAGCUUCGAUGCGCUAGAUGCGGAAAAUCAAUGCAUAUUCCUAGAUGUAGCCUGCUUGUUUACCAGUUUGGAAACCAAGAGAGAUGACAUAGUUGACGUAUUGAAAGGAUGUGAUUUCAAAGCUGAAAUAGGCUUAAAAGAUCUUGAAGAAAAAUCUCUGAUUAAGUUCCACGAGGACGAUACUAUUUGGAUGCACGAUCAGCUUAGGGAUAUGGGACGACAAAUCGUGCAAAACGAGAGCUUCUUAGAUCCUGGAAUGCGUAGCAGACUGUGGGAUCGUGACGAAAUCAUCACGGUCUUGAAAAAUUACAAGGGAACAAGAAGAAUUCAGGGUAUUGUGAUGAACAUGAAGAAAGCUGAUAACGGCCGGAAACAGGUGACUGUUGGUACGGAGCCUUUCGAAUCCAUGGUUAGUCUGAGACUGCUUCAAGUCAAUAAUGUGAACUUGGAAGGGAAGUUUAAAUUCCUUCCUCGUGAACUCAAGUGGCUUCAAUGGCAAGGAUGUGCAUUGGACACUCUUCCUUCUGAUUUUUGUCCCCAAAAGCUAGCUGUCAUUGAUCUAUCGGGUAGCAAAAUCAAACAGCUGUGGAGCUCGAGUGUUAACGAGGUUGCUGAAAACUUGAAGAUCCUGAAUCUACGUGAUUGCGCACAUUUGGCAUCUCUUCCCGAUUUAUCGGGACAUAGAAAGCUGGAAAAGAUUGUCCUCAAGAAUUGUGUGGCACUGGUAAACAUCCACAAAUCAGUUGGUAGUUUGAAAUCAUUACAUCACUUGGAUAUGACACGCUGUUUAAAACUUGUUGAAUUUCCAAGUGAUGUAUCGGGGAUGAAAAAUCUUCAAACCCUUGUCCUCAGCUAUUGCUCCGGAUUGGAGGAGUUACCAGAGGGCAUUGGCAGCAUGAAAGCACUCAAAGAACUUUAUGUCGAUCACACCGGCAUAGACAAGCUGCCUGAAUCUAUUUACCGCCUCGAAAAGCUCGAAAAACUGAUCCUAGACGGUUGCAUUCGUAUCAAACGGUUGCCAACAUGCCUAGGAAUGCUCGUUUCUCUCAAGGAACUUCGUCUUAAUCACUCUGCAAUAGAGAGGUUGCCCGACUCUGUUGGAUCUUUGGAGAACUUGGAACAACUGAGUUUAAUAUCUUGUGAAUCUCUCAACGCGAUUCCCGAUACCGUCGGCAAUCUCAAAUUAUUGAAAGAGUUGUUCAUAAAGGGCAGUGCAAUUACUGAGUUACCGAAUUCUAUAGGUACUUUAUCAUAUCUGAAAAGCUUAUUUGUAGAGGGCAAGGAGAUUAGCAAGUUGCCAGAUUCAUUUCGAGGGCUGUCAUCUGCUGUGGAACUUGAUAUCGAAGGCACAUCAAUUACGUGUCUCCCAAGUCAUAUCGGCGAUUUGACAUUACUUGAGAAGAUUGGGAUAAGGAGUUGCAUUUCACUUGAAUCUCUGCCAGAGUCAACCGGGAGCUUGUUUGCUCUUACUUAUAUGAACAUAUACAACACCGGUAUUACCGAGUUGCCGGAGUCUUUUGGGAUGUUGGAAAAUCUUAUUACGUUAAGGUUGAACAAAUGUAGAAAGCUUCAUAAACUUCCAUCCUCAAUGGGAAAUUUGAAGUCCUUGCAUCAUUUAUACAUGAAAGAAACCGAUGUGAAGGAAUUACCGGAAAGCUUUGGCAUGCUCACAAGCUUGCAGGUUCUGAAAAUAGGAGAGAAACGCAGUAUGCAAGUGCAACCAAAUUCGCCAUCAGUAGUGUUGCCGUCAUCUUUCACGAAUCUUUCAUCGCUACAAGAACUCGAUGCUUGGGCCUGGAGAAUAUGCGGUGAAAUCCCAGAUGAUUUCGAGAAGUUGUCGAAUUUAGAGGUUCUGUUUCUAGGAAACAACGAUUUUCAUAAGCUUCCAUCGAGCCUAAGCGGACUCUCGCUUCUCAAAGAUCUCCAGCUGCCCAACUGCGAAAAGCUCGAGUCCCUCCCUCCACUUCCUUCAAGUUUAGAGAGUCUGAAUCUUGCAAACUGUAUUUCAUUGGAGCGUUUUUCUGAUCUCUCCAAUUUAGAGUGCUUAAAAGAUUUAAACCUCACAAACUGUGAGAAGUUGGUUGAUAUUCCAGGCCUCGAGUCCUUGAAGUCCUUGACGACAUUGUACAUGAGUAAUUGCAGCACAUGUGCUUCAGCAACAAAGGAAAGACUCUCCAAGGUAUAUCUCAAGAAUCUGAAAAAUCUAAGCAUGCCCGGAAGUAGAAUUCCUGAUUGGUUUUCACAAGAUACGGUUACUUUUUCGAGCCACAAAAGCCUUGAUCUUACCGGGGUGAUACUAAUGGUAGUUGUUUCCGUUAACCAUCAUGUACCAGAUGAACUGAGAUAUCAAAUACCUGCGGUGGUGGACGUUCAAGCACAGAUCUUUGAUGGUGACAGGAAAAUAUUCACCACUACCUUGGACUUGAUUGGGGUACCGAAAACAAACCAAGAUCAUGUUCACUUGUGUCGAUAUCAGGCUCAUCGGCCCUUGGUUUCAUUCUUGAAGGAUGGCUUUAAGAUUAAAGUGACGACACAAAACCCGCCCUUUGUAAAGGGCAUAGAGCUGAAGAAGGCUGGGAUUUAUUUAGUUUAUGAGAACGACGAUGAUUACGAUGGCAAUGAAGAAUCAUUGGAUGAGAGCCUGCAGACUGUGUCUGAGAGAUUAGCCAAGUUUUUCAGCUCUCUUGAAGAAAAUGGAGUUGUUCGCCAAAACGACUGCAGCAUGUACUAAAAGAAGAGCUUCAAGUUCAAAUCAAGGAAAAAAAACACCUGCCGAGCAGGUGAAAUAGGCGCUGUAAUCAGAUAUGCAGAUGCAUUUAAUCUUGGACCAUGGUGCACCAUAGGCAAAAAUCGGCUCCGAAGCCAGAAAAUUUUCUUGGGAAAAAUAGAUCAUAUAGCAGUAAACUGGCUUUACUUAUUUGUUACAAUUUUAUUUGUUAACAAACACAAAGUUGACUCGAUAUGUAAGCAUCAAUAAUUCUGAACAAGCAACUUUCUUGUAC